Molecule: messenger RNA, 378 nt
Organism: Striga hermonthica
Lineage: Eukaryota; Viridiplantae; Streptophyta; Magnoliopsida; Lamiales; Orobanchaceae
Source: the annotation of a GenBank genome assembly
AUGACGGGUGAAAAUCAAAUCCCAAUCAAAAUCAAAUCCAAACCAACAAUUAGGGUUCCACGGAGAUGGGCACGGCGGAACACUAUUGAGACUUCUCCAUGCUCGAUGAACUGCGACUACAACAUCAGUCGAGAGGAGCUCAGUGAUUUGCUAGAAAAUCUCGAGGUGUGCGUGCCGAAGCAGAAGCUACGAUCAAUGAUCGGGAAGAUUGACACCGACGGGGACGCCCAGGUGGAUGCCGAGGAGUUCGGCGCCCUGUACGCGGUGGUGAUGGCAGACGAAAGAUGUGACAAGGGGGAAAACGGUGAAGAAGACGUGCGGGAGGCGUUUAGAACUUUCGUUUGGGACGGGGCGAGUUCAUCACGGCGGAUGAGCUGA